AGGGGCAUGAGGCAGGGGGCGACAUGACCGUGCCGCUGCUGAAGAUCGGCGCCGUGCUCAGCACCAUGGCCAUGGUCACCAACUGGAUGUCCCAGACGCUGCCUUCUCUCGUGGGGCUGAAUGGCACCAUCUCUCAGGCCGGCACCUCCGAGAGAAGCACUCUCUUCCAAAGCCCAGAUGAAGGUUGGCAGGUCUACACGUCAGCUCAGGCUCCUGAUGGCAAAUGUCUGUGCACAGCAGUCAUCCCUGUUCAGGGCACCUGCUCAAGAGACUUGCGCAGCCGGCAACUACGGCAGCUCAUGGAGAAAAUUCUGCCUAUUUGUCGGCUGUGGAUUGGUCCCAAGUAGAACAUCUGUCGUUAAGUUCAGGGGAAAUCAUCAGUACAUUUGCUCCAAAAUUAUUGGGUUCAAAAAUACCCCUUCAUCCAUUACCAUGCAAAAUUCCUUUGAGGUACAGAACAUCUCCCAAUCCAUGGAAGUGCUGGAUCUUCGGACCUACCGGGACUUGCAAUAUGUCCGUAAUACAGAAUCAUUGAUGAAAGGACUGGAUUCUAGGCUGAAAGUGGCCACUGAGGGUCAAAGAAACCUGAAUGUCAAAAGUUUCCAGGAGCUCAAGGACAAAAUGACAGAACUGAUGCCUCUUAUUCCUGUAUUGGAUCAAUACAAGUCUGACACUCGCACCAUUGUACAGCUCAAAGAGGAAGUGAGAAACCUUUCAGGCAGCUUGCUUCAGAUCCAGGAAGAGAUGGGGGCCUAUGACUACGAGGAACUCCAACAGCGAGUGCUGAUUUUGGAAGCUCGUUUGCAUGCUUGCAUGCAGAAGUUAGGUUGUGGAAAACUCACUGGAAUAAGCAACCCCAUUACUAUCCGAGCAUCUGGAUCUAGAUUUGGCUCUUGGAUGACAGACACCAUGGCUCCAAGUUCUGACAGCCGGGUGUGGUACAUGGAUGGCUAUUACAAAGGCCGUCGUGUCCUUGAGUAUCGUACCCUGAAUGACUUCAUCACAGGGCAAAAUUUUGUCCAGCACUUGCUGCCUCACCCUUGGGCAGGCACUGGCCAUGUGGUUUUCAACGGAUCCCUCUACUACAACAAGUAUCAGAGCAACAUUGUGGUGAAGUACCAUUUCCGUUCACGGAGCGUUGUUGUACAACGCAGCCUCAACACGGCUGGCUACAACAACACAUUCCCAUAUUCCUGGGGUGGUUUCUCUGACAUCGACUUCAUGGUGGACGAGAAUGGACUCUGGGCAGUUUACACCACCAACCAAAAUGCUGGCAACAUUGUGGUGAGCAGGAUGGACCCCAUGACACUGGAGAUACUACGCAGCUGGGACACUGGCUACCCCAAGAGGAGUGCAGGAGAAUCCUUCAUGAUUUGCGGGACCCUCUAUGUGACAAAUUCACACCUGGCUGGAGCAAAAAUCUAUUUUGCCUACUACACAAACACUUCUAGCUAUGAGUACACAGAUAUUCCCUUCCACAAUCAAUAUUCCCACAUAUCCAUGUUGGACUACAAUCCCCGGGAGAGGGUUCUCUACACCUGGAACAAUGGCCACCAGGUCAUCUACAACGUGACUCUCUUCCAUGUUAUCAAGACUUCAGGGGAAUUAUAAUACUGUGAUCAAAGAGACCUGAACAAGCUUGGUGGUCAUUUUGUUCAUUUUCUCUGUUAUCUUAGGGAGGUUGGGGGGUACUGCCACCAAAUUUUGGUCUAGGAAAACUCGGUGGCCUGGGAAAACUCCAUAAUGCCAUUAUUUCUAUAUAAUAAAUGAAAUGAAUUUCAUCUAUCUUUUUCUUUCUUUUUCUUUCUUUCUUUCUUUCUUCCUUUUCUUUUUCUUUCUUUUUCUUCUUUUCACUUUUUCUCUCUCCUGUGGUUGAUGGUGCAUGGAUCUGAUUUGGGGCUUCUUUGGGUGGGGAGGGCUUUAUUUUAUUUUAUUUUUGGAUUGAUUUUAUUUUACUUAUUUACCAAUGGCAAAUAAAGACAGUCUCAUUGAGAUUGGAAGAGUUUGGGCCUUUCUUGGUUCAAAUGAGUCACUUGCCUCAGAGAAAUGUUUAUGGAAUAUGAUGGUUAGCUUUUCAUCAAGAAACUCUGCAUCUCCACCAAGCAGCAGCAGAAUCAAUUUUGUCUUUGAAGCAGGUUCUUCCUCUAAAACAUUUCCCCAUACUGCUGAAGUUGAUGUUGUUAUCUACCAAUUCUCAUAGCAAAUUGCUUGUCUUUUUCCAAAGAGAACAUUUCAAUAAAAUUCUUCAGAGUGAG
This is a messenger RNA of Pantherophis guttatus, 2255 nucleotides long. The record is from RefSeq and is a predicted model, not a curated record. Lineage: Eukaryota; Metazoa; Chordata; Lepidosauria; Squamata; Colubridae.